Effrenium voratum is the source of this 782-nucleotide messenger RNA. NCBI's taxonomy places the organism in Eukaryota, Dinophyceae, Suessiales, Symbiodiniaceae. The record is from the annotation of a GenBank genome assembly.
GGUAGCGGUUUGUUGAGCCACAGCCAUGUCGAAGCCAUCCCUGGCCAAGCUUCUAAAGCAUGGGAUCGACCCGAAUGCCCUGUCCUUUGAGGACGCGGGCGAGCGCCGCACCCUGCUGUGCCUUGCCAUUGAGGAGGCAGUGAAGCUGGACAACGACCUGGCGAAGGUGGAUCUGCUCCUGGAGAGCCGCGCCGAUCCGAACCGCCGCUCGGAGACCGGCAGCUUCCCCUUGAUGCUGGCCGCGAGACACUCAAAUGUCAAGCUGGCCAGGAAGCUCUUCCAGGCCAAGGCUGAGGUGAACCAGCAGGACACAAAGCUUGUAACUUCGCUGCACACCGCCGUGCAUCAGGACUCCGCACAAAUGGUGCAGUUGCUCCUGAUGCACAAGGCCAAUGUCAAUGUCCAAGAUCAGGUGGGCCAGUCGCCCGUCUUCUUCGCUGCCAGCACCACAGUCAUUGCUGUCCUCCUGGAUGCCAAAGCAGAUUUGCAUCAUCUCAACAAGAAAGGGCAAAGCGCCCUGCACCUCGCAGCGCACAACGGCCGCCACGAGGCCGUGGUGUACCUCACGGACCACGAAUUCCUGCAGGAGUCCGUCGACCUACAGGACGAGCGCGGGCGCAGCCCUCUGCACUUGGCGGCUGCGCAGGGCCAUCAGCGGGUUGUCUCUCGCCUCAUGGACGUAGGGGCGAACCCCAAGCUCAAGAUGCACAACGGCCAGACGCCAAUGACCUUGGCGGACAAGAAGGAUACCGACCUGGCGCUGUACAUCUACACACGGAUGA